AUGGCAAAAGAAUCUGUUGUGAAUAACUACUUCGACAACUUAGAGCAGUGUUUAAGGAAACAUGACCUGCUCGACAAGCCACAUCUUAUUUUUAAUGUGAACGAGAAAGGCCUUACCUGUGAUCAUAAGCCCCCUCCUGUUAUUGCAAGGGCAGACCAUUACCCUCCAGCUGUCACAUCUGGCAAAAUUCAGACUGUCACGCUUAUUGGAUGUGGCAGUGCUAGCGGUUAUGCUUUGCCACCAUACCUUAUCUUCCCAGGUAAAAGACUUCUUCCAGACUUACUUGAAGGCAGCAGUCCGGGGGCAACAGGAACUAUGAGCGAGACCGGUUGGUCCAAUUCUGCAAUUUUCCGAGAUUUUAUGGAAAAUCACUCUCUGAAAUAUAUUCCAGGUCGUUCGGAUGAGAAGGUCCUACUUACAUUGGAUGGCCACCGUUCUCAUAUAUCAGUAGGAUUGGUUGACUGGGCUAAAGAUAACAAUAUUAUUCUUUUCAUACUCCCUGCACACACAAGCCACCUGCUACAACCCUUGGAUUUAGCUUGUUAUGGCUCUUUUCAGCAUAUUUACAAUUAUGCAUGUCACAAGUUAAUGCGCGAAACAGCUGCAGCUAUUACAAGAUACAAUAUUUGUGCAAUUGCUUGUAAGGUAUAUCACCAGGCCUUGAAACCAGAAAAUUUGCAGUCUGGCUUUAAGCGUGCUGGUAUUUAUCCACUUAAUAAGGAAGCUGUACCAAGACAGGACUUGAUUCCAGCAGAACUUUACACUAGUGAUACUGACUCUGAUGCAACUGUUGAAGGUGGUAUUUGUGUGGAUGUAGCAGAUGGGUAUAGCAUGUUUGCAGAUGAAGAUGAUGAUGAAAGUGACGAGUGUUGUGUUUGCAACUUAUUCACACCAAAGGAAGUGUCUGGUGCCACAUCUCUUAUUUUCACUAAGUGGGCCCAGUGUGAUGGUAUGAUUAACGGAAGGCCAUGUCUGCACUGGACUCAUCUUGCCUUCUGCACAGAAGUAAGUGUGGUCAGAAGAGGAUAUAAGUUCCUUUACCCACAUUACAAGGAAGAAAAAUGA
Messenger RNA from Mercenaria mercenaria, 1065 nucleotides. RefSeq lists its product as uncharacterized. The record is from RefSeq and is a predicted model, not a curated record. The transcript has 2 exons. Gene Ontology annotation, molecular function: DNA binding. Gene Ontology annotation, cellular component: nucleus. Bases 1 to 1065 code for a protein of 354 amino acids. NCBI's taxonomy places the organism in Eukaryota, Metazoa, Mollusca, Bivalvia, Venerida, Veneridae.